Lathyrus sativus (Indian pea) is the source of this 1653-nucleotide messenger RNA. NCBI's taxonomy places the organism in Eukaryota, Viridiplantae, Streptophyta, Magnoliopsida, Fabales, Fabaceae. The record is from the annotation of a GenBank genome assembly.
AUGGAAGAGUCGAGUGAGUUGCAACCUGAAGAAAAUAAAGUCUCGAUGGAGAAAAGUACGAAAAGAAAGCUCAAAACGCCUGCGCAGCUUAAGGGUCUGGAGAAUUUUUAUACUGAGCACAAAUAUCCGACGGAGGAGUUGAAAUUAGUAAUUGCUGAGGAGUUAGGGUUGACGGAAAAGCAAGUAUCUGGAUGGUUUUGCCAUCGAAGGUUAAAAGAUAAGAGAUUGUCGAAAGAUGACGGAGCUGCUAAUGGACGACAAGAUCGUUCAAGCGGUGUCAUCCAGGAUCGUGGCAGUGGACUUGGGCAAGGGCAAGAUUCGUGUGGGAGCAGUAAACAUGGUGAUUACAGGUAUCUGGAUCCUAAAGAAGUCGAGAGUCAUGGUCUCUACAAUCGUGAUUUGUCAGUUGCUGAUAUGACCUAUGGACGUAGGAAUCAUUUUUCCGAAAAUGUUAGUGGAAUGGACGAUACUUCGUCUGAGAGCAGCUCUUAUUUGCAAGAACGGUUGUAUCCUCAAGGCCAGGGUCCCUAUGAGUCGGAGCCUUCUAGAUAUCUAGCAUCUGGUAAAUCACUUCCACCCUUAAAACCGAAGGGUGCUAUGAACAUGGGAUAUAAACCAUCGGGGUAUUUGAAAGUGAAGGGUGAGAUAGAGCAUGCUGCUAUAACUGCUGUUAAAAAGCAAUUAGGAAGGAAUUAUCUGGAAGACGGUCCAUUACUUGGCAUUGAAUUUGAUCCACUUCCACCCGGGGCCUUUGAGUGCCAAACCCAAGAUCCCGUUCACGAACCAUACCGUUUUGCUGAUCCGGCUCUUCUCAAAUCUCCCGAAAUCUCCACAGCAAAAAGGCGACCUGGUCUUAGCUCCAGAUACGAUUCAUAUUAUUCAAAACAUAGUUCCCAAGAUACUCAUAUGGAAGGAGAUGAUGAGUUUGGUUCCUUGCGUGAUUCUGAUGUUCAUGAUAAACAAGAUAAGGAGGCUUUCCAUGGUACAAAACACCGACAAGCUUUUCAGAGUAACGCCACUCGUGUUCCUGCUAGGAACUCUCCCUUGGAUUUGUAUGAAGACUCUACCGGGGAAGCUGCAUAUAAUAAUAUCACUAAGAAUCAUAGGAAAGACACCAAGCGCGGUGUUGAGGGGAUGAGAUCUGAUUCUGCUUCUAACCAUAGCGAUCACUAUGAAGAAAACAUUCCAGUUAAACACGCAGACUUUCUGCCAUACGACUAUGAAAACACCAAUCCGAAGAAUGUGCAAAGGAGUGUUCACGCAGAGUUUUUGCCGUAUGACUAUGAUAACGUCAACCCAAAGAACAUGCAAAGGAGUGAACACGUAAAAACAAAGCCUUCAAACUCAAUCCGUAAUUCUCGUGGAUCUGCAGAUACCGAAGAAAGAGAGCUAUCUAUUAGGAUGACUAAGGAAGAGAUGUUCAAGGCGGAAAGGAAGGCAAAAAAGCAGUUUCGCGAUACGGGGGUAGCAGCGAUGAUUUCAAAUGAAACUAUGGUUGCAAAACGACUUAAACCGAAUACGUUUCUACCAUACAGCGCAAACCAGUUCCCUGCUGCUGAAAUAGAACCAAGGAAAAAUCAGAGGUCUGGCGCAGAGAUGCCGUCUAGCUUUAGCGAGGACGAAACCGGCGAUACAAGUUCCUCGAUGAAUUGA